Messenger RNA from Lotus japonicus, 1859 nucleotides. RefSeq names its product UDP-glycosyltransferase 79B30-like. Lineage: Eukaryota; Viridiplantae; Streptophyta; Magnoliopsida; Fabales; Fabaceae. The record is from RefSeq and is a predicted model, not a curated record. Gene Ontology annotation, molecular function: UDP-glycosyltransferase activity. Bases 103 to 1491 code for a protein of 462 amino acids. The transcript has a single exon.
CUUUACCUUUUCUGGUUCAGUGUCCUCUCCUUGCAAUCUUGCAUCUGGUGUGCUUUUUUUUUUCUUUACCUUUUUGGUUCACAAAUCACAAUCAUUGUCCUCAUGGAUUCACCUUCUUUGAACAUAGCAAUGUAUCCAUGGCUAGCUCUUGGUCAUCAAACUGCAUUCAUGCAACUAUCCAACAAGCUAGCCAAAAAAGGCCACAAAAUCACUUUCUUCACCCCCCCAAAAGCACAAACCAAGUUAGAGCCAUUCAAUCUCCACCCUCAUCUUAUCACCUUCAUCACCAUCACCAUUCCUCAUGUUGAAGGCCUACCUCCUAAUGCAGAAUCCACCUCAGAUGUGCCUUACCCUUUAGCAACACACAUCAUGACUGCCAUGGAUCUAACACAGCCUGAUAUAGAAGCUCAUCUCUGCAACCUCAAACCUGACAUUGUCCUCUAUGAUUUCACUCACUGGAUGCCAAAGUUGGCUAGAGGUUUGGGCAUCAAAGCUGUGCAUUACUGUACUAUUAGCUCUGUCAUGGUGGGUUACACUCUCACCCCAGCAAGGUACCAUAGAGCAACCAACCUAACUGAAUUUGACAUCAUGCAGCCUCCUCCAGGGUACCCUGGUUCAUCCAUCACUCUGCAUGCACAUGAAGCACGAGCCUUUGCUGCAAAAAGGAAAGAAACUUAUGGCAGCAAUGUUCUUUUCCAUGAUCGCCAGUACAUUGCUUUUACUGAAGCUGAUGCGUUGGGAUACAGAAGUUGCAGAGAAAUUGAAGGACCUUACCUUGAUUACAUAGAAAGCCAGUUCAAGAAACCUGUGCUUCCCUCAGGACCAGCUAUACUGGAGCCACCAAAGUCUGGUUUGGAUGAGAAAUGGGCUUCAUGGCUUGCAGGGUUCAAACCAGGUUCAGUAGUUUAUUGCUGUUUUGGAAGUGAAUGCAAUUUAAGGCCAGAUCUAUUCAAGGAACUAGUGCUUGGUCUUGAGCUCACAGGUAUGCCAUUCUUGGCAGCUUUGAAACCCCCCUUUGGGUUUGAGUCUGUUGAAGCAGCACUACCAGAGGGGUUUCAAGAGAGGGUUAAAGGAAGAGGGGUUGUGCAUGGUGGAUGGGUUCAGCAGCAAUUGAUUUUGGAACACCCUUCUGUGGGGUGCUUUGUUACUCAUUGUGGAUCAGGCUCUUUGUCAGAGGCAUUGGUGAAUAAGUGUCAAUUGGUGCUGUUACCAAAUGUUGGUGACCAGAUCCUCAAUGCGAGGAUGAUGGCCAACAACUUGCAAGUUGGGGUGGAAGUGGAGAAAGGUGAAGAAGAUGGAUUGUAUACUAAGGAGAGUGUCUGCAAAGCUGUGAGCAUUGUGAUGGAUGAUGAGAAUGAAACCAGCAAAAAAGUCAGGGAUAACCAUGCUAGGAUUAGAGAGACACUGCUCAACAAAGAUUUAGAGUCUUCUUAUAUUGACAAUUUCUGCAAAAAGCUUCAAGAGCUUGUUGAUGAAAAACCCAACUUUUGAUCAGAGCAAUGCAAGUUGUGCUUGGUGAUAAAUAAUUUAAGUUAGAUUGGUCUCUUUAGGAUUCACGUGUUGUGCCAUGUGUGUUAUAGAUAUGUGAAUUGCAUUGGUUGAGAUUAUGUGGUCAAUGGUCAUUGCUCAUGCAGAGUUGUUUAAGCCUAAAAGUUCAAUUCAAGCUGUUCUUGCAUUGUGUGCAUGUAAUAGUACUGAGCUUGUAAACUUUUUCUUGUGUAAUAAAUGUGUUACUUCCAAAUUGUCCCAAAGAAUAGGAUCUGGUUCCCCCCUGCACCUGGACAUGGUGACAACUAAAAUGUCCAAUCAUGUCCAGAACUGAUAUGUAUCCCUUUCUUGUGUUAUAAAUGUGUUACUUC